AUGGGUUCCCACUUUCCGCUGGAGAUAUUGUUCCAAAUUGCGGAGUUUAUCGAACCCUGCAAAAGAACCCCAUUCACUCCAUACACUCUGGUCUGCCGGCGAUGGCAGGCUGCUUUUGAGUCUCUGAUCUACAAACGACUCAAUGUUUGUAGCGACGGCUUCGGGGUUGCGAGCGGUACUCUUUCGUUAUCCCAAUUCCAAUCCAUGACCUCUGGGGCUGCGAGCCGUAUCUCACGCCGCUAUAUGGUCCAGAGCAUUUCGUACUGGGUCGCCGUACCAUAUAAGCUAAUGGAUUACCGCAGCAUUGUACCGGCAGAUGGUUUGGAACACUAUAAGGAAGAUAACACUGUUAGAAAUUCCAACGAUGAGGCAUUCAAGAAUGGAAUGGCCGACCUUUUUAACACAUUAGCAUCUUGGAGCGGCGACCAUCAGUUCUCUCUCAGUCUCAGGGUAAUGGGCUGCAAGAAAACGCUUGAACCUGGCACGAGGGACAUCCUUUCUGCCGACGAAGACGGUAGAAUUAAAGAUGGAGAUACGGUUGUUCAACCAUAUCGGGCCCGGUUCCCGGAUGGCAAAUGCGAGCUGCGCGAUGUCACUUGUAUCAGAGAACUCAUUUUCUCCAGUGGUCAUUGGAUCUGGGUUGGUGCAGCUAUGCAUAUUGCGCGAUGCUGUACGCGGCUGGAUGGGCUGUUCUGGGACACAUAUGAGUUUGUUAAACGAGAUAAUCUGCAUUAUAUGCAGGCAAGAAGACAGGCUUUCGCAGAUAGCUUGCCUCACCUACCAGGCACUUUAAAAAGGUUAGAAUAUACCAAUGCCGCAGAGGGGCCGUAUCGUGCCUCUCGGCCAAGUCUUGCUUCUGAAGGAGUUGAUUUGCUCUCUCUGAAUCUCCAAUGGAUGAGCACCCGUCUCGAAGAGCUGAGACUAUCUGGAGUAUUUGUCUCUCCAGAAUUUCUCUGGCCCUUGGACGAGCAAGCAAAGCCGAUUCGAACUCAUAUAGAAUGGCCCAACUUGAGAGUACUCGUGGUCAAGCAAGGUCAAAGAUUCAUCCUGUCAGAUACUCCGGAGUUUGAGCUCAUGUACUUGGCAUUUGGGCGACGCGAGAUCCUAAACAUGCGCGACAUACCCUCGUAUAAACCGUCUAAUAAAUUCUCAGAAACCGGCGCCGAACUAUGCCACCGCACCAUGAUUUCCAUGGGCUGCGCAGUCCAUCAUAUGCCCCGGUUACAGACCAUCAAUUACGACUUUCCGGUGAAUAUAUUUGCAUCAUUUAGGCUGGCGAGGGACCAUGAAGCCUGUUCUUUUCAGGCAGCGUGGAUGUUCGAUGAUGAAGGUUGUAAACCUGACCACCGGGUUGCUUCAGCGUCGGGGUUUUCGUUGAGGGCUUUGAAAACAACCCUCGCCCCGGGGUUUGGAACGGGUCUGAGAAUGCUCUACGAAGUAGAUUAUCGCAUGUAG
Molecule: messenger RNA, 1455 nt
Organism: Aspergillus puulaauensis
Lineage: Eukaryota; Fungi; Ascomycota; Eurotiomycetes; Eurotiales; Aspergillaceae
Exons: 3
Coding region: 1-1455 (484 amino acids)
Source: RefSeq, a predicted model, not a curated record